AUGAGCACAGCAUCUAUCUCGUCGGUCCGUGUUGCCGUCACCCAGGCAGAGCCCGUGUGGCUGGAUCUCGAGGCAACGGUCACCAAAACAUGUACCCUCAUCGCAGAGGCUGCCCGGAACGGUGCUCAGUUGGUGACCUUUCCCGAGUGUUGGAUUCCAGGAUAUCCUGCUUGGAUCUGGUCCCGCCCAGUCGAUAUGGACUUGACGUCUCUCUACAUGCAGAAUUCCUUAAAGGUAGAUUCACCGCAGAUGGCGACCAUCCAACAAUGCGCAGCGGAGAACAACAUCGUCGUGGUUCUCGGAUUCUCAGAGAACAUCCACAACUCCCUCUAUAUCGCCCAGGCGAUCAUCGGCUGUGACGGCCAGAUCCUCACUCUCCGCAAAAAGAUCAAGGCCACUCAUAUGGAACGAACUAUCUUCGGCGAUUCCUUCGGCGAUUGUCUGAAUAGUGUCGUCGACACUUCCGCUGGUCGAGUCGGUGCUUUAUCCUGUUGGGAGCACAUCCAGCCCCUCCUCAAGUACCACACGUACUCGCAGCGCGAACAAAUCCACGUUGCCGCCUGGCCACCUCUUUUCGACGAUGACCGGAAGGACUGUCUAUUCUCCAUGUCCCGUGAAGGCACCAUCGCUAUCGCCCAGACAUAUGCCAUUGAAUCCCAGUCCUUCGUUCUCCACACCACUGCGGUGAUUAGCCAAGAGGGAAUCGACAAAAUGAAGACCGCCACAGGAUCCAUCAUGAAUACCCCCGGGGGUGGUAGUUCCACUAUCUUUGGCCCCGACGGUCGUCUUCUUUCACAGCCGAUCCCCGCCACAGAAGAAGGCAUCGUCUAUGCCGAUCUCGAUCUCACUCAAAUCCAAAGGGCCAGAGCCUUUGUCGAUCUUUGCGGACAUUAUAGCCGGCCUGAUCUGCUCUGGCUGGGCGUGGACGCUCGUGAGAAGCGCCACGUGCGGGAAUGGAAUACCACUGAGUCUAGAUCAUAG
Messenger RNA from Aspergillus sclerotioniger CBS 115572, 981 nucleotides. Its product is annotated as carbon-nitrogen hydrolase family protein. NCBI's taxonomy places the organism in Eukaryota, Fungi, Ascomycota, Eurotiomycetes, Eurotiales, Aspergillaceae. The record is from RefSeq and is a predicted model, not a curated record. Bases 1 to 981 code for a protein of 326 amino acids. Gene Ontology annotation, molecular function: catalytic activity. The transcript has 3 exons.